AUGCUUCGGUCAACCGGUCUUUACGCUCGCAGUCUAUUUCAGAAAUUCAAUACACGACCCUAUUCAUCGAGACGGCCUUUCUCCUUCAGUUACAACGCAAAAUUCCCCCGGCUAAAUAACAGUGUUAACGGCGCUCGGUCAGGCUCAAGUUCUUCAACCGUCAUCGAUGCUGGGAAUGUUUCCUUCGCUGCGAAGGUAGGGAGACCAUCAAUAAGGAACCAAAUAAUUUUCGUUCUCCUUGGUUCUGGUGCUGCUUACACAUAUGCUUCGCUCACCACCGACCUGGAGACCAAUCUGCUUCUCAAAAAAGUCAAGGAGCAAUCUACGGGCUUUACCUUCAUGAGCAUUACCAACCGAGAUCUUACUCGCGUUCAGAAUAUGGAGUUGGUCAAGAAACUCAGGCUCAGAUUUGCGGAAUGGAAUGCAAUGAUUGUCGAUCUUCCUCCAUUCAUACGGCAACGACUAUCCAUGCUUUACCUUGCAAUCUUCCAGCCCUACGCAGACGCGUCGCAGGGUAGACGAUUAUGUUGGAAGAUCUGUUUAUUGAACUUGGGCGUGUGGUUUAUGUGGAAAAUACGACAACCUAUGAUGUUGCGUAGUUUUGCCCACAAUCCAUUAUCUGGCGCAAGUUUCACCCUCCUGACCAGCAUGUUCAGCCAUCAAGGCUUCCUACAUCUGGCUUUGAACUGUUUAGCGCUCGAGAGUUUCGGCUCGGCUGCUUAUGUUUACCUCAACAACUCCGUUUCACAGGAGGCACCCGAAAAAUUAGAAUCGACAUCUGUCUAUCAUUGGCUCGCAUUCUAUGUGUCGGCUGGAAUGUUCUCCUCAUUAGUUUCGCACAUUGCCUCCGUGACAUUCAAAUAUCCUCGGCUCAUCGCGCAGCUCUCCUCUCCCGUUUCCAAUGUCCCCAAAACCGCCGAUACAUGGGCUGCCGCCGUCGCGGCUUCAUCGUCAACCGCCAACUCAUCCCGUUCCCUUUUCUCCUCUCUCACCAAAUCUUCUACUUCUUCAUCCACUGUGGCAGCAGCAGCAGCUCCCAAACCAACUCUGAUACCCCCGUCUCUAGGUGCCUCGGGGGCCGUUUACGCCUGUGUGACGAUGACUGCGCUAGCCUUCCCACAAGCACAAGUUUCGUUGAUAUUCCCGCCGUCGUAUCCUCUGGAUAUCCAGACAGCAGUCGUGGGCUUGGUCGCCCUCGACAUGAUUGGGAUAAUGAGGGGCUGGAAGAUGAUUGACCAUUGGGCGCAUCUCGGUGGAGCUGCGUUUGGGGCUGCGUAUUACGCCUAUGGUCCGAAAUUAUGGGCUCACUUGAGGAAUGAGACCCAACCGCGGUAA
Messenger RNA from Marasmius oreades (fairy-ring Marasmius), 1335 nucleotides. RefSeq lists its product as uncharacterized. Gene Ontology annotation, molecular function: serine-type endopeptidase activity. The record is from RefSeq and is a predicted model, not a curated record. Bases 1 to 1335 code for a protein of 444 amino acids. NCBI's taxonomy places the organism in Eukaryota, Fungi, Basidiomycota, Agaricomycetes, Agaricales, Marasmiaceae. The transcript has 6 exons. Gene Ontology annotation, cellular component: membrane.